Molecule: messenger RNA, 2098 nt
Organism: Toxotes jaculatrix (banded archerfish)
Lineage: Eukaryota; Metazoa; Chordata; Actinopteri; Toxotidae
Gene: rspo2
Product: R-spondin 2
Exons: 6
Coding region: 617-1354 (245 amino acids)
Source: RefSeq, a predicted model, not a curated record
GGCAGCAAGCAUCAGGACCAGUUGGGAGUCAGUCACCGCUCAACCUCAGCAGCGCGCAAAACGCAGACUCACUCACUCUCUCGCUCACUCACCGGCCCUCGUUUUCCGCUUUAAAGAAAGCAACACAUGUGAGUUUGUUUCUGCUGAGCUACAGGACACGGACGGGACAAGCUUGAGAGAGGAAACGCAGGUAAACGGAAUCUAAGCUUUUACAGAGAGGAGGAAAGGAAGUCCCCCUUCACAGCUACCACCUUUUUCCUCCCUCCUCGGACCUCGGUUCUCUUCUGGAGACACAAGUUUCUCUCACAAAAAAAGGGAUGCUGCAUGUUCCCGAGCCACACUUGCACUCAGAGGGAACCUAAAGUGGACCGGAGCGGAAUUACACUUCAUCUGAUGCAAGCGCACCAAAACGGACACUUUUACUGACUGGAGGAUCAACGCGCUCCAUAAAAUGAUCCCAAUCGGCGACGUGAUACCAUGUCGCAUCUCGUCUGAUGUUUGACACAUUUGAGGAGCCACUAAAGAAACUGGAGGAGGACAUUACAAAGUCAGAGAAUUCAUCCCAAGGCCCGCUGGCACCUUUUUACUGGAGUCCGAACAACAGAUCGCCGUCCAGAUGCAGUUUCGACUCUUCUCAUUUGCCCUGAUCGUAUUGAACUGUAUGGAGUACAGCAACUGUCAGGCGCCGUCGCACCGCUGGAGGAGAAACAAAAGAGCUAGCUAUGCAGCGUAUCCCAUCUGUAAAGGCUGCUCGGUGUGCUCCAGGGACAACGGCUGUGUAAACUGCCAGCCCAAACUCUUCCUGUUUCUGCGGAGGGAGAGGAUGAGGCAGUACGGGGAGUGUCUUCACGACUGUCCAGCCGGAUACUACGGCAUGCGCAGCCCCGAACUCAACAUGUGCUCCAGGUGCAGGAUAGAGAACUGCGAGUCCUGCUUCAGUAAAGACUUCUGCACCAAGUGCAAGUUGGGUUUUUACCUACACAAAGGGCGCUGCUUUGAUAAGUGCCCCGAGGGCUUUGCUCCACUGGAGGAUACUAUGGAGUGUGGAGAGGGCUGCGAGGUGGGCCAGUGGAGCGAAUGGGGAGCCUGCACCAGGAGAAACAAAACCUGUGGCUAUAAGUGGGGUCUGGAGACCCGGACGCGACACAUUGUAAAGAAACCACCCAAGGACACAAUACCCUGUCCUACCAUCGCUGAGUCCAGGAUGUGCAAAAUGGCCAUGAGGCACUGCAGGAGAGGUGGCUCAGGGAAGCACCGACCCAAAGAACCAAAGAAGAAGAACAAGCAAAGGCUGCGGUUUCGGGCCCAGAACCAGCACAGUGACCACUUGGCCUCUGCGCGCUCCAGCCAGUGAGGACUGAAACUACCCAUUGAACAAAGAACCAACGCAAAGCUGCUAGCCGCUGCUGCACCCAUAUUCUGACAAAUGACUAUCAUGAACCCCACCACCUCCCCACCUGCCUCCCAGUCCUCCCCCACCUCCCCACACAGCCACGACUCACAAAUCUGUCACUACAAAAAAUAUAUGUCUAACGUACGGUAUCAGUAUCAACACACUAAACACAUGCUUCAUGUCUCUGCCUCCCAUUGCUUCUCCCCCUACUGCAGUGAGCAGCCAGGUGACUCUGUUCCCCCAGCCCUGCCCCACCCCUUGCCUUGCCUUGUGGACCUUUACAGUUGACAUUACUGAACUCAUUUCCCAUCAUUAACAAUGUCAUUAACCAUCCAAGGUGAUGGAAAACGGACGGACAACCAGAGACUGUGCAGAUGGGAGAGCCAGAUAGAGGGAGGUGGAUAGGAGAGGUAGUGAGGGAGCUGGCGAGCUAAACUGCUCACGCAAUUAGGUGGAGCGGGGGGGAGGUUGAACCAGGGAGGAUGAAUAAAAAAGAUGGAGGAUGGAGAGGCAGAAGAGAUUCGGCAUAAGCAAAUGUUGCUGAUGGACAAGAAAAUGGCAUCUUGAACUGAAAGAGACUGUUUUUUGUUCCUAUAUUUAUGUCAAAGCUACCCUCACCUUUCCUCUAAAUGGAGACGGAGUGUUCCCAUGUGUGGCCUUUAUGUUAUGUACAUUUUUGAGAGUAAUAUUAAAGAAAUUACCAUG